AAGCAAAAGCAUUUUAAAGUUGUGACACCUAUCACGUGUUGCAUGUUGGCGUACCUAUGAAGAAGGAGGACAGCUCUGAGGAAGAAAAUAUGAAGAAGGUUCUUCAUUACUUCCACGGCACUUGUGAGCUCCCUCAGGAACUACACGUGGUGGACUACACCUACCAGCACUGUACUCGUUCGUGUGAUAGCCGCACUACAAGCAGGAUGCGGAGUUGUAGAACCACAUCACUAGUGGAGCAUCAUCAUCAUUACCACUUCAACUUGAAGGGCCGCAAGAUGACGAGCAGAGAGAGGACAAGAACAAGCAGAAAGAGGAAGACGGGGACUAGAAUAAUGGCCAGCAGACGUGGUCGUGUCUUCUUAAUGUCCCUGUCCGACGUGGUUGCCUUCUUUCUGCUGGGUACCACCAGCAACAUCAGGGGGACCGAAGGGUUCGAAAGGGAUUUGCUGAAACGAAAAGAAAGAGAAGGAGAAGAUGACGAAGAACGAACGAACAUCUUGGUGGAACAACUUUCAGUGGCUAACUUCCCAGAUGGAGACGAAGAUGCCUCCUCAGCAAGUAGUGCAAGAACAAGUUCUUCAUCUUUAUCUGGAGAAGUAGUACAAGAAAGUAGUACUUCUUCUUCUUCUAAGCGUAGAGCAGGUCAACAACAGUCGCCCUUUCUUCGGAAGCAGUGGUCCUCCAAUAACAAUAUACACACAGGAGAAGGAAAUAAGUCGCGCCUAAAACUACGAGGAACUCGAAAUAUCAGACAAGAGAUGAAAGGGACUAUGACGCCUGCUCAGUAUGAACUACAAGAGCAAGUGGAUCAUGAAUAGGGCUACAGGAAAUCCAUCUUCACAGGCACCGGGGUCCCGUUUUUUAAGGGAAAAGGGGGCCCAGGAUGCUGCUGCGGAUGGAUCUCGCUUAAUACUUGGCUCUAACAUAAUGCUGGGCACCUGUGGACGAAUAGAACUAAAAAGAGGUCGUUUAGAGGGUCGAUUUCUACAGACAGCUACAUCGCAGAGCGGGAACAAAAGCAAGCAGGAGAUGAACAGUGGGCGGAACAGCAGGCUCAAGCACCAGAUGCAGAUGUUGAGAUGGCCCAGGAACAGAUUGCUACUGUUAAGAUGAUAUCUCUCAUACUAGUUUUCCGCGAAGCCGAAGUAUAACCCCCCGUCGUCUUCUACUCGUGCUUCUAUUUCUCUUGUCGUUGAGAUGAAACUACUACACCACGUCGUGAGCAUCACAGCUUUUUUCCUUAGAAGGAUCCUCUGCUUAUUUUCUAUUGUGCUUUCUCGUUGAACAAAGCAGCAAUAGAGAGAACAAGCCCUGCUUAACUUUCCCUUGUCUUGUUCCUCCCUUGUUUGCGAUUCUUUCUAAUCACCGGAGCGACGCCGGAGGAGCAUCAUCUUCAGGACCAAUAUCGCAGUUCCUGAUGCAGUUGUUCUACGGUCGUGGUCACCCGGCUAAUAAGACUGAAGGAAGCACUACCUACGGUGGCCAACAACAUAGAAAUUUGAGUCCCUCCGUUGUUGGAAAAGAUUAUGGCUCAGUAGUAUAUUUUUAAACCUCACGCUUAUCAGUUAUUCUCUGCUCAUUUUUUUCUUGGAUGCAUUCUGAGAAAAAGCCAAGUGAACUUUCGCUUUGAGCUCUCUCUUCUAAUUCUAAGGUGGAGAAAUAGAAGCUGGCCGAGUACUAGGUGGUCAAAUAAGACAAUCGAAAUUUCGUGGCUCUGCUUCGUUGUUUGACAGCAGGUCUUCUACUAGCAAGUCUUCUAGUACAACUAGCACGACGUCCACCACGACGAUUCCGAUUGCAGCGACGACAACUACGACGGUGUUGAGGAACACGACUGCCACUUCUUUUCGUACUAAUU
Molecule: messenger RNA, 1861 nt
Organism: Amoebophrya sp. A25
Lineage: Eukaryota; Dinophyceae; Syndiniales; Amoebophryaceae
Source: the annotation of a GenBank genome assembly